AUGCCUUUAUUCCCGACGUCUAAAUGGGAAUCAAUUUCUUCUGAGGAUGAGGAGUCGAAACAUUUGUCCUGGACACAACGGAUUAAAAAAGGACCGACAAAGAAACGGAAAAAGAAAGAAAAAUCCAAAAGGGACAAACCACGUGAGGAUAAUGAUGAACAAACAAAACUAAAGAACGAAUCAAAGGAUCCUUUAAAGACGCAAAGGAAUAGAUUAGCGUCAAUCAUUAAAUUUAAGGAGAAGGAUGUUUUUGAGUCGGAGAAGAUGAAGCUGAUAGACGGUCGUCCCCGUCCUCAGCUUAGAACUUCUCCACAGAAGGUUUGGGAGAGUAAGACGCCAUUUGUCUUUACACACGGAACAUUCCCGCCCAUAGCGGAAGCUGAAGAGACUAGUCUUGUUGGAGACCAAGUCCGACACGUCCAUCGUAAAGUGAAUGCCCAUUUCAUCACCAUGGUCAUAACAUCACCAUUAACUGCACAGAUACGUUGGCAAGUUAAUAGAAUUUUUGACGAACUGGAGAAAGUAUUAACCCAGGUUGGUACAGACGAGUACUUUAUCAGAAUACACUAUAAAUUAGACGAUGAGGGUACAGACGAGUACUUUAUCAGAACACACUAUAAAUUAGACGAUGAGGGUACAGACGAGUACUUUAUCAGACUACACUAUAAAUUAGACGAUGAGGGUACAGACGAGUACUUUAUCAGAAUACACUAUAAAUUAGACGAUGAGGGUACAGACGAGUACUUUAUCAGAAUACACUAUACAUUAGACGAUGAGGGUCCAGACGAGUACUUGAUCAGAAUACACUAUAAAUUAGACGAUGAGGGUCCAGAUGAGUACCCAUUCCGUGUGAUAUUGAGUUUGUAG
Molecule: messenger RNA, 867 nt
Organism: Mizuhopecten yessoensis (Yesso scallop)
Lineage: Eukaryota; Metazoa; Mollusca; Bivalvia; Pectinida; Pectinidae
Exons: 3
Coding region: 1-867 (288 amino acids)
Source: RefSeq, a predicted model, not a curated record